AUGGCCAAGCUCCAACUCCAAGGCGCCUUCACCGCGCUCGUGACGCCCUUUACGGCCGACGGCGCCCACGUCGACUAUGACGCGCUCCGCCGCAUCGUCGAGGCGCAGAUCGCCGACGGCAUCAACGGCCUCGUACCCAUGGGCACGACCGGCGAGUGCCCGACCGUCUCGCACGACGAGCACGACAAGGUCGUCGCGGCCGUCGUCGAGUACGCGGCGGGUCGCGUCCCGGUCAUUGCAGGCACUGGCUCCAACAGCACGGUCGAGGCCGUGCGCUUGACCAAGGCGGCCAAGGCCGCGGGCGCGACCGCCUGUCUCGUCGUCAACCCGUACUACAACAAGCCGUCGCAGAAAGGCCUCUACGAGCACUUCAAGGUCAUCCAGGACAUUGGCCUCCCCGUCGUGCUCUACAACAUUCCUGGACGCACCAAUGUCAACAUGCUACCCGAGACAGUCGCCGAGCUGUACAAGCUGCCGCACAUUGUGGCCAUCAAGGAGGCGACCGGGUCGCUCGAGCAAGCGUCCGAGAUCGCGGCGCUCUGCGACAUUACCAUCCUUUCGGGCGACGACACGUUGACGCUGCCCAUCAUGUCGAUCGGCGGAAAGGCUGCAUUAGCGUCCUCUCCAACAUUGCACCGCGCCGGGUCUUGGACGUGACCGAACCGGCGCUUCGCGGCGACUAUGCGGCCGCGCGCCGGGCGCAUCUCUUGUCGAUUCGACUGUGCAAGACCAUGUUCAUCGAGACCAACCCGCAGCCGAUCAAGAAGGCCAUGCAGCUCCUUGGGAUGUGCUCGCCGGCGUGCCGCCUUCCGCUCGUCGAGUGCUCGGACGAGUCGGCCGCCAAAAUCCGCACCGAACUCGUCGCUCAUGGCUUGCUUCAAGGAUAAACACGUAAAAUCAUGUUGUGUGCCAAUGGCGUCGUGAUGGAAAAUCCCUUCUUCC
Molecule: messenger RNA, 942 nt
Organism: Saprolegnia parasitica CBS 223.65
Lineage: Eukaryota; Oomycota; Saprolegniomycetes; Saprolegniales; Saprolegniaceae
Product: dihydrodipicolinate synthase
Exons: 3
Coding region: 1-657 (218 amino acids)
Molecular function (GO): 4-hydroxy-tetrahydrodipicolinate synthase activity
Source: RefSeq, a predicted model, not a curated record